This is a messenger RNA of Drosophila bipectinata, 3249 nucleotides long. RefSeq lists its product as uncharacterized. The record is from RefSeq and is a predicted model, not a curated record. Gene Ontology annotation, cellular component: nucleus. Lineage: Eukaryota; Metazoa; Arthropoda; Insecta; Diptera; Drosophilidae. Gene Ontology annotation, biological process: positive regulation of protein phosphorylation; DNA damage response; cell population proliferation.
AUUUUGCAGGUAGAACGAAACGGUCUGCUUUGAAGGCAAAACAAGUGUCUUUCGGCGUGAUAAGAGCGGCAAUCAAACGAUUUCAUUAUUUGUUGAACCAAUUGCAAGUUGAAAAAGUAUGCCCUAGAAGGAGUCGCUGGAGAGGCUACGUAGUCAUCGUGAUACCAGCGAUAUGCAGAAGCAAGAGGAGGUGCUGUCGCGCCUGCGCCAGAUACUAAACAUAUUUUUGCGCGAUAACUUUUCCACAACCAACAAUGUUUACUUUGAGAAGCUCCUCACGCACUUACAGGCCAAGGAGAAUGCAUAUGUACUGCAGGAUCCUUUUGUGGUCGAUUGGGUGGACAAGUGCAUGACCAUGGUUAUGGAGGACGUCGAUACAGUUCACCCGAAAGUAGUAUCUUUUAUGCUCAAUCUAACCAGCUAUCUGGCGGCCAACGAGUGGAUGAUCAUACGGUUGAGGGAGUUGGACAUUGUAAACAGAACUAUGAAAUUCUUACAAAUGGAUCGUUCCUACAGCCCCUCAAUUAAACUUGGAGGUAUUAGGCUCAUGAAGGGCGUCGUGGUUUAUAGCAUGGGGUUGGCUUUCCUGCGUAUUCAUCGCGCAUGGACGCUACUCAUCCAGUACUCCAACAAUGAUCAUACCUUGUAUGUGGUUCGGGAGGCCAGGCAACUGCUCUUCGAGAUGCUGUAUAAAUUUUGCGAUAAGCUUAAUGAUAAGGCCGUCACUCUGGAGUUGCUGGCCGAGAUCAUGAAGCCGAUUCACGAUAACCUGUAUAAGAAACACGAUGGCGAGGGUGAAGAGACUGCCAUUCACAUAAAGGUGGACGACAACGAACUGCUGCACAAGAUCUCUGCGACCCUGGACCUUCUCACCUACAUCCUGCAACAGACACUGGUGCUGGAAGAGCGAACAAGUUUAGUAGCCUUGCUUAAAGAGCACCACGAAUUCGAUUAUACGAUUUGGAAACUUAUUGAUAUGACGCACAAUCCAUACUUUAUCGAAAAGAUCUUUACCACUUUAACUAGCUACAAUUUUGCUCUGAUGAUGCACGAGAAGCUCCUAAAUCCAGACGCCACCGAACCACCGGAGGAGUUCACGGAAUUCGGCUUGGCCUUUUUUAACCACAUGAAGUUCUGCAUCACCCGUAAGGAUGGAAUCAGCUUCGUAAAGCUGGCGGAGAUCAAUCAUGUACUGUGGAAAAAGCUGGGUGCGAGAGCGCCAAAGGAAAUUGUCAUCCAGCAAGAGCGUGUCACAUUUGAAAAUCAGCUUAUUUGCUUUCAUAUGCUGCCUCUGCUCUUCUCCAUGAAGUAUGCAAAAACACUGGAGGCGGAAAACAAGGUCGAACUGUUCGACGCUUAUGUGGUUAAGCUCUUAGAGAUCUCCUGUGAGCAGACUUUGCGCCUUUGCUACAGCAUGCGCGACGCCUUCUUCACUCCAGACGGCACGGGCUUGUCUUUGGUGACCCCCGGAUUGGCCAACAAAUGCAUUCAUAGUUUGCUCUCGUUAGAGAAGGUCCUUGAUCGUGAACAGGCCGUCACCGUGUGCCAGGCUCUAUUGUAUGUCCUUCGCGAAGCUGUGGCUAUGAAUGCCAUUACUAGCGACUCUCAGGAUGAUUGCCACAGCGUUAGCAGCACCGGCAGUUCCUACCUGGAAAUGUAUCCUCGUGGCACAGAACUGGUUGUGAAUGAUCCCCAAGUACUGCACUCUGUCAUGGUGGGAUUGCGCACUCUGAUAGAGCGGUUUAAGAUAACAUGGAAGGAGUCUGUAGAGACCAUUGGUCUAGUCAAUUGCCUAGCUUUCGUUUUAGAAAACACCAAUAUGGAUGCCAGAUGUACGGUUCAGGCCUUGAAACUUGUUCAGCUAGCAGUGGAGCAUUUUCUUUCCCCAAACAUGGCUCUGCUAGUGGAUAACCUGCAGGGCUCAGCUUUAGUUUGUUUAGGCCCUAUCAUCGUUAAGCGAAUGCACGACACCAUGUGGGAAGUGCGUGACACCACUUUGGAAUUGACAACCUCCAUUGCUAGCAUCUCCCGCGUCAAGUUCCCCGCCUUCCAAAGGUUUUUAAUCGACUCGAAGAUACCUCCAAUAGUCUACGAAAUGGCGAAGAACGAUUCAGAGAGCUAUGUACGAGCGUCUGCCUUCAAGUGUCUGGCGGAGAUGGUCUCUAUAAACCUUUUAUGGGAGAAUGGCCUAAGUCAACUGGAUCUUGUGGAUCAUUUACUCUAUGUGAUGUAUCGGGAGAACGAUGAUAUUGUUAGAGCCGAAGCCCUUAUAACUCUAAGAAAGAUUUACGAACACCGAAAAAUCCAUCAAAAAUACAAAAACACCCUGUUUUCCACGCUUAACUAUUGUGUGGUAGGAGACCACCACACCGAAGUAAAGAUGAAUGCAUUGGAGUUUUGGAGGAGAGAGUUCUAUCGUCAGUUCACUAAUCAAGGCAUGAUUGACGGAGUCUUUCCCACUGUUACCUUCUCCAAGGAACAAAAAAAGAUUGUCACACUGACAGAGAAGGAGAUCCAGACUAGUAUCGCCAAGGUUUUUGCUGAGGUUCAGCAGUAUGGCUACUUUGGUGUAUUACUUAAGAGUCUGCGCGAUGAGACCUCGAAAGAAUUGUUGGCAUUCCUUAUCAAGGGCACAACUAUAAUGAUGGAAAAAUUUGAGAAAUACAAGGGUAUACUGGAGGAAAUUGAAAUGCGAUCACCAUUGGAUACGGAUCAGUGCUCGUUUAAUUUCCCAUCGGAACAGCCGACACCACCAACAACUCAGCCAUCAGGAAACAAACCUUCAAUAAAUCCCAGCGAAGCGGACGAGAUUAUUGAGGCGAUUCUCAAUUCGCAGGACUCUCAGCUUUUAGAGAAGGCUUUCGAGGCUCAAAUGCAGCUCAAUGCAGAUGAUGAACCUUCGAAAAAACGGCAUAUAGACGAGUUCUACUAUAAGCAGUUUGCAAUUCCGAUGCGCCAGUUCUUCGCGGAGCUAAAGGCUAUCAAUCCCGACCAACUUCUGAAACAACAAAAAGAGUGGUACGAGUGCGAGGAGAGUUUUACAUCGCUCUUGGAUGAUAUACUGAGCGCGAUAAAACGCGAUGAUGAGAAUAUGAUUUCGGAUUGCUAUUAAUCCCAGGCAGAGCCGAUUGAAAGUCACUGUGAAGUAAGCUUAAAGUGUUUUUUCCUAACCAGAAACUAUUUUUGAUAAAUUUGUAUGAGAUUUAAUUCCACUACCAAACAAUAAAAAACAAUUAAAUUAUUCUUUAA